GAAAGUGGAAGCAGUUCUAUGAACAACAACGACCACUUGAUUCCAACAGGCGGUGCUAUUUUUUGAGAAAAUCUUUAAAUAUAUAAAAAUUUGUAUUAAUUGGGUUAUGUAGUAGUGUUAGUGGCGACAGAUUCUUUGGUUGCCAUGUCUGAGUCUCUCACCAUUAAAAUAAUUUGAUCCAGUUGUCGGCAUCUUUGAGAUUUUGCUGGUAAUUUACUAUAACGCACUCGAGUUGACUCACUAGAGUCCACAGAGUUAACAAGUUCCUCUGAUUGAAACAAACAAAUAUUUCAUUUCGGCUGAAACCAGAAGAAAAAAAUCGAUUUUUGUGAGAGUUUGUUAUAGAUGGGAGGUCAAUGCUCUAACCUAGGUCGGAAAUCAUCACACAAGACAGCUGUUGUUGAAGCUCCGUGUGUUGAUACAGAAAAUGGAGAGAAGAGUGAUGUGCCUGUCUUCCGGGAGUACACACUAGAACAGCUUAAGUCGGCCACUUGUGGUUUUGCUGUGGAGUAUAUUGUAUCUGAGCAUGGAGAAAAGGCUCCUAAUGUCGUCUAUAAAGGCAAACUCGACAACCAAAAGAAGAUUGCUGUCAAGCGUUUCACCAGAAUGGCCUGGCCUGAUGCAAGACAGUUCCUAGAGGAAGCGAGGUCGGUUGGGCAGCUGCGGAGUGAGAGAAUGGCCAAUUUACUCGGCUGUUGCUGUGAAGGUGACGAGAGGUUGCUUGUUGCAGAGUUUAUGCCCAAUGAAACCUUAGCCAAACACCUUUUUCAUUGGGAAACGCAACCUAUGAAAUGGACAAUGAGGUUACGAGUUGUUUUAUACCUAGCACAAGCUCUUGAAUACUGCACUGACAAAGGCCGUAUUCUUUAUCAUGACCUCAAUGCCUACCGGGUUUUAUUUGAUGAGGAUUGCAAUCCAAGACUUUCUACUUUCGGCUUGAUGAAGAACAGUCGGGAUGGCAAAAGUUACAGCACAAAUCUUGCUUUCACCCCUCCUGAAUAUCUACGAACUGGAAGAAUUACUCCAGAGAGUGUGAUAUACAGCUUUGGCACUCUUCUGCUUGAUCUUCUCAGCGGAAAACAUAUACCUCCUAGCCAUGCCCUUGAUCUGAUCAGAGACCGGAAUCUCCAGACGCUAACUGAUUCUUGCCUAGAUGGGCAAUUCUCUGACAGCGAUGGUACAGAGCUAGUACGACUUGCUUCUCGUUGUCUUCAGUACGAAGCCCGUGAGAGGCCAAACCCAAAAUCUUUGGUCACUGCCCUGACACCUCUUCAGAAGGACACAGAGGUCCCAUCCCAUGUUCUUAUGGGUCUGCCCCACAGUGGUUCGGUGUCUCCUCUGUCCCAUCUUGGUGAGGCUUGUUCAAGAAGGGAUCUGACCGCUAUGCUUGAGAUCUUGGAUCAACUUGGAUACAAAGACGACGAGGGUAUAACCAACGAGCUCUCGUUUCAAUUGUGGACAGACCAGAUGCAAGAGUCUCUGAACUCGAAGAAGAAGGGUGAUGUGGCUUUCAAGCAGAAAGACUUUAGAGAGGCCAUUGAGUGUUACACGCAGUUCAUAGAUGGAGGAAUGAUAUCUCCAACAGUCUGUGCACGCCGUAGCCUGAGUUACCUAAUGAGUGACAUGCCAAAAGAAGCUUUAGAUGAUGCAAUUCAAGCACAAGUGAUCUCUCCCCUGUGGCAUGUGUCGUCCUAUCUCCAAUCUGUUUCUCUUGCCUUACUAGGAAUGGAGAAAGAAUCUCAAAUGGCACUCAAAGAGGGCUCAAGCCUUGAAGUUAAGAGGGAUUCAGCUUCCCAACUGAAGUAA
This is a messenger RNA of Eruca vesicaria subsp. sativa (arugula), 1806 nucleotides long. Lineage: Eukaryota; Viridiplantae; Streptophyta; Magnoliopsida; Brassicales; Brassicaceae. The record is from the annotation of a GenBank genome assembly.